AUGUCAGAUUACGUUAUUUAUUAUGGAACAUUUGUCCAUUCACUUUCUUUGUCUGAAUUAGACAUCAUCUCUCAAGGAGUCCUUGUAAUUGACAAUAAAAAGGGUACAAUUGUUCAUCUUGAAAGAAAUGUAAACGAUUUUGAAGACUUUUUAUUUUCUCAUCAAUCUUGGGGAGAGAAUGCCAAGAUUCACAAGUUAGGUCCUGAACAGUUCCUUAUACCUGGAUUUGUUGAUACACAUGCUCAUGCACCACAAUACAUGUUUGCAGGGUCAGGUAUGGAUCUUCAGCUCCUUGAAUGGCUUGAUACCUAUGUCUUUCCUUGUGAAUCCGAUUUUAAGGAUACAGAUCAUGCUGCACGCGCCUAUGAAGCCGUUGUCCGUCGUUUUAUCAAGAACGGUACCACAACCUGCAGUUGGUUCGCCACGAUUCAUGUUGAGAGCUGUAAACGUCUUGUUGAUAUCUUGCAUCAACUCGGUCAACGAGCCUAUGUUGGUAAAGUCAACAUGGAUCAAAAUGCACCCGACUAUUAUAUUGAAAAAACAGAGGAUAGUAUAAGGGAUACUGAAGCAUUUAUUCAAUAUGUUCAAGCACAACAGGGACUUGUUACGCCUGUCAUUACCCCUCGUUUUGCAAUCACCUGUAGUUCAAAGCUUUUGAAUGCCUUGGGAGAACUCGCUGAUCGUUAUCAGGUACCUAUUCAAUCACAUCUUUGCGAAAAUCCCGACGAAAUCUCUUUUACCUGUUCCCUCUUUAAGGAUUCUAAGGAUUAUACCUCUGUUUAUGAUGAUCAUGGUUUGUUAACUGAACGUAGUUAUAUGGCUCACUGUGUUCAUAUGACAGAUGAUGAAAUCGAUCUCUUGAUUCGUAAGAGAGUCGGUAUCUCUCAUUGCGCUAACUCUAACUUUUCCUUACACAGCGGUAUUUGUGAUGUUCGAAGGAUGUUAGAACGAGGUGUUGACAAGUUGGGUUUGGGUACAGACGUCGCAGGUGGUUUCCAGCCUUCUAUGUUGGAUGCUAUCAGAUCUAGUUUCUUUGCCUCCAAGACAUGUAAAAUUUUGGCCCGUGAUCGAGAUGGCAAUAAGGAUUAUGCACCAUUGAGUCCUGCUGAAUUACUUUAUUUAGCUACAAUGGGUGGUGCUCGUGUAUUAGGCUUAGAAGAGACGAUUGGAAACUUCCAGGUGGGUAAGGCCUUUGAUGCCCUUUGGGUUGAUUUAGAAGGUGGAUCUGUGGACUUGAUGGGUGGUGAAACGAUAUUACAAAAAGUACAAAAGUUUUUAUUUAAUGGAAGUAGUGAGAAUUUGAAGCAUGUUUAUGUUCAGGGUAAACGUAUUGCUGGUGCCGACAAAGAUAGUUAUUAA
This is a messenger RNA of Cokeromyces recurvatus, 1359 nucleotides long. RefSeq names its product guanine deaminase. Gene Ontology annotation, molecular function: guanine deaminase activity; zinc ion binding. NCBI's taxonomy places the organism in Eukaryota, Fungi, Mucoromycota, Mucoromycetes, Mucorales, Mucoraceae. The record is from RefSeq and is a predicted model, not a curated record. Bases 1 to 1359 code for a protein of 452 amino acids. Gene Ontology annotation, biological process: guanine catabolic process. The transcript has 3 exons. Gene Ontology annotation, cellular component: cytosol.